AUGGUCGCUAUUCGCCCUAGUGGUCUUUCAAAGACACAUCGAGACACCAACCUCCCGCCAACGGAUCUUGACCACUUACUUCACUUCUCGCCAAACGCCAGAUCGAUUUUCAUUGCUAAUCGGGAUGAAGAACCUAGCUGUCCUCUCGACACAUAUUCGCAGUGGGCCAAUAUCGCCUGUCUCACCAUCACCGAGACCUUUCCGGUUCAAGAGAAGGUUCGAAGCAUGGUCGAAGGUUGCGCCUCCCUCGUUUUGCUCAAGUACCUGGACUCUAGGGGGGGCACAUUCGUUCCACAUUGGCCAGUGUCACCCAGGGAGAUCAUCACCAUUCUCCGUGCGCACAAGAACACUCUUAACACCCUCCGCAGUCUCUCCCUCGAUCUCAAUGUCUGGUAUCGAGGGGAGUUCAGGGCCAUCAGGAGUCUAUCAGACUUCAAGCACCUCUGGAAUCUCUGGUUCGAUGUCUCGAGCGUGUUGACGAGAAUCAAGUAUGGCUCCUCCAGUCGUUCAGAUAAGCACAAGCGACUGACGCAUAAACGUUUCACCUCUUUCCCUCGAUCAAUCAAGCAUCUUUAUCUCGCGGGCAAUGAGCUCGGAGUUCGUUAUAACAUAUACGAGGUGUUGCCGAAUCGCGAGGAAUAUAUCAAACUCAGAGAGGUCGAGAUGGAGGAAUUGGUUCAGAGAUUGCCGGAACUAUGGGAUUCAGGCCUAGCGAACGAAGAAGAUGAUACGGACCAGAGCGAUGUUGACGACUGA
This is a messenger RNA of Colletotrichum godetiae, 756 nucleotides long. RefSeq lists its product as uncharacterized. The transcript has a single exon. Bases 1 to 756 code for a protein of 251 amino acids. NCBI's taxonomy places the organism in Eukaryota, Fungi, Ascomycota, Sordariomycetes, Glomerellales, Glomerellaceae. The record is from RefSeq and is a predicted model, not a curated record.